GAUGACGCGGGGCGCUGGAGAACGCGUCUCUUGGAGAUGUUGCUGCAACGACCAAUAUUAGCUGGACACUUUUACUUGCGAUCGAGUCCUCUUCGUCACGGCCUCUUUUCUCUCAGUAUACCACCCUCGUCGUACCCUCUAGGGUUGCGGCAUUGUGCUACCGGGAAUCCAUCGCCAGGGGAUCCCUCCGCGAUCCUACAUCACCAUGACUCGCUUGUUAACCGACCGACAAGCCGAUGAGCUUCACAAGGCGAUGAUAGCGUACCUCAUAGCGAACAACCUCCCCGACACCGCAGCCGCACUGAGAAAGGAGGUGAAUUUCGGGGAAGAUGUUUUCGGCGCAACCACGGCGAAGAAAUACGAAGGAAUGCUGGAGAAAAAAUGGACGAGCAUCGUGCGCCUACAGAAGAAGAUCACAGAACUGGAAGGAAGAAAUACCGAACUGCAAUCCGAACUUGAAAACACCACGCCGGCCUCUCGUUUAAAACGCAACCAAGAUCCGGCCUCAUGGCUUCCCAGCACCACUCGCUAUUCCCUAGAGUCGCAUCGGGAUAAGAUCAAUUGCAUCGCGUUCCACCCGACGUUCACCUCAAUUGCCUCCGGCUCCGACGAUUGCAUGGUCAAAAUAUGGGACUGGGAACUGGGGGAACUUGAGCGAACACUCAAAGGCCAUACAAGAGCAGUCCGGGACAUUGACUAUGGUGGUCCGCCCAAUGAUGUCCUCCUCGCCUCCUGCAGCUCCGACCUGUCGAUCAAGUUAUGGAAGCCGACGGACGAUUACAAAAACAUCCGCACACUGCAGGGCCACGACCAUAUUGUCAGCGCGGUCCGGUUCAUGCCAGGGGGGAACUUGCUUAUCAGCGCAAGCAGAGACACAGACAUCAGAGUCUGGGACGUCACGACAGGAUACUGCGUCAAGACGAUAAACGGUCACAGUGGCUGGGUGCGGGACAUCUCGAUUUCGCUUGAUGGGAAAUUCCUCCUCUCUUCGGGACAUGAUAUGACCGCUCGCCUGUGGGAUAUUUCUACCAUCUCGAAUCCAGAACUCAAGCGGACCUAUGUUGGCCACGAGAACUUCAACGAAUGCUGUGCUCUUGCCCCGCCGACCUCGUACCAGUACCUUGCUCCCCUCGCCGGUUUGCCAAAGCGCGCUUCCCCGGGCGGCGCGGACUUUUUGGCAACGGGAUCGCGCGACAACACGAUCAAGCUCUGGGAUGCUCGUGGGACAUGUCUGGCAACGUUAGUCGGCCAUGACAGUUGGGUCCAGGGUCUCGUUUUCCACCCGGCCGGAAAAUUCCUCCUUUCGGUAUCAGAUGACAAGAACUUGAAAUGCUGGGACCUGAGCCAACAGGGGAGGUGUGUCAAAACGAUCAAUGCCCACGACGGGUUCGUGACCUGUCUGCGAUGGGCUCCGGGGGUCUCGAAGAAGGUGACCGGCGCAGAAGGCGGGUCGGCAGAGGGUGAGGAACAAAAAGUCGACAUCCGCUGCGUUGUCGCGACAGGGGGCUGGGAUCAAAAGCUGAAGAUAUUUGCGGGUUGACAGGGGACACUAGAGAGGACACUUACUUCCAUCGCGCAUGGGGCUUUCUCGAAACGUUUGCGAUAAGACACCUCUACAGCGCGGUACUACGAAUUCUCCGAUCUGAGAGGCCAAUCCCCCUUACCCACCAAUUGAGUCCUGGUGAUUGGGUUCAGGUUUGUAUGGCCGCGCGAAACAGAACGCACAAGGGCAACGACAACACUGGAGUACCCUUGGGCUCUUCUUCCCAGCCAACCUGCGCAGCGAUCGAUAUGUGGCUACGAUAUAGAAUAAUGCAAUAAUGCAGUGUUAAUUCAACGUGUAGGCGUCUUACGUCCUU
This is a messenger RNA of Aspergillus steynii IBT 23096, 1859 nucleotides long. RefSeq names its product WD40 repeat domain-containing protein. Lineage: Eukaryota; Fungi; Ascomycota; Eurotiomycetes; Eurotiales; Aspergillaceae. The record is from RefSeq and is a predicted model, not a curated record. Bases 206 to 1540 code for a protein of 444 amino acids. Gene Ontology annotation, molecular function: protein binding. The transcript is spliced from 3 exons.